This is a messenger RNA of Hippocampus zosterae (dwarf seahorse), 3177 nucleotides long. It is a transcript of the gene nampt1, whose product is annotated as nicotinamide phosphoribosyltransferase 1. The transcript has 11 exons. Gene Ontology annotation, biological process: NAD+ biosynthetic process. Lineage: Eukaryota; Metazoa; Chordata; Actinopteri; Syngnathiformes; Syngnathidae. Bases 119 to 1582 code for a protein of 487 amino acids. Gene Ontology annotation, molecular function: nicotinamide phosphoribosyltransferase activity. The record is from RefSeq and is a predicted model, not a curated record.
GUCCUCCGCCUCCUCCCCCUUUUCGCCCAGCUACGUUAUCAGUCAGGAGUCCCCAGCAGCGGCACGGCGCAACCCACUGACAGCUGCGACUGACUCACAAGCGAAGAGGGGGGCAAAGAUGGAGCACCGGGACGCCGACUUCAACAUCCUGCUCGCCACCGACUCCUACAAGGUAACGCAUUACAAACAAUACCCGCCCAACACGAGCAAAGUGUACUCGUACUUUGAGUGCCGCGAGAAGAGGACGGACCCGGGCAAAAGCCGAAAAGUCAAAUACGACAAAACCGUCUUCUACGGCCUUCAGUACAUCCUCCACAAAUACCUCAAAGGAAAGGUAGUCACUCCGGAGAAGAUCCAGGAGGCCAAGGAGGUGUACCGGGAACACUUCCAGGAUGACGUUUUUAACGAGAAAGGGUGGACGUACAUUUUGGAGAAAUACAACGGCCACCUGCCGAUUGAAAUCAAGGCGGUCCCGGAGGGGAGCGUCAUCCCCCGGGGCAACGUCCUGUUCACUGUGGAGAGCACGGAUCCCGAAUGCUUCUGGCUCACCAAUUGGGUGGAGACCAUCCUAGUGCAGAUCUGGUACCCCAUCACCGUGGCGACCAACUCUAGGGAGCAGAAGAAGAUCCUGGCCAAGUAUCUUCUGGACACAUCCGGGAACUUGGAGGGGCUCGAGUACAAAUUGCACGACUUUGGCUACCGCGGCGUCUCGUCGCAAGAGACUGCGGGCAUCGGCGCCUCUGCUCACUUGGUCAACUUCAAGGGCACGGACACAGUCGCUGGAAUCGGUGUGAUAAAGAAGUACUAUGGAACCAAGGACCCGGUGCCAGGGUUCUCUGUACCUGCUGCAGAACAUAGCACCAUCACGGCGUGGGGCAAAGACCACGAGAGGGACGCCUUCGAGCACAUCAUCAAGCAGUUCCCCAGCGUGCCCGUCUCCAUCGUCAGCGACAGCUACGACAUCUACAACGCCUGCGAGAAGAUCUGGGGCGAGGACCUGCGCGGGCUCAUCGAGUCGCGCAGCGCAGACGCGCCGCUCGUCGUGCGGCCCGACUCGGGGAACCCCCUCGAUACGGUGCUGAAGGUUUUGGAGAUCCUGGGUAAGAAGUUCCCGGCGCAGGAGAACGCCAAAGGAUUCAUGGUGCUGCCUCCGUACAUCCGAGUCAUUCAAGGAGACGGAGUGGACAUCAACACACUACAGGAGAUCGUGGAGGGGAUGAAGGAGCACCGAUGGUCCCUUGAAAACGUUUCCUUUGGCUCCGGCGGCGCUCUGCUGCAGAAACUGACCCGAGAUCUGCUCAACUGCUCCUUCAAAUGCAGCUACGUGGUCACGAACGGACUCGGGGUGAACGUGUUCAAGGACCCCGUGGCGGACCCCAACAAGAGGUCAAAGAAAGGACGCCUGUCUCUGCACCGGACUCAAAGUGGGGAGUUUGUCACCUUGGAAGAGGGCAAAGGUGACCUGGAGGAGUACGGAGCGGACCUGUUGCACACCGUCUUCCAGAACGGCAAGAUUGUGCAGACGUACACGUUUGACCAAGUCAGAGACAAUGCGAAGCUCAAGGAGAAUGAGCUCGAUUAGCCGUCGACAUUGAUUCACGCCCCCCCAGCCCCCAACCCCGAGCCACUCUUCCUCAGCCUCUGAUAUCACGACCCCGAUAACAAACCGAGGCCUUUGUGCACUGAUGAUCCAUCCUGCCCUGAAUUCCCCUUAAACUGUGACUUCCUUUUAAAAAAAAAAUCACAGGAGCUCCACGGAACUCGCUCAUUUCCGAUAACAAAAAAAAAUAAUAAUGAAGUGCGGCAAGCCAAUGGAAGGAUGGGUAAUCUUCGCGCAGCUGCCCCGCCCUCCUCACAAACCGGACGAUGUGAUUGGCUGUAACGCCGACAUGUAAACAUAGCGAAAUACCGUUUUUAACUUCCAGGCCAAAUGUCAAGCAAAAGGCCGCAACCUUUCGAGUUUUGCACCAAAAUACCUUGUGCAGCUCCGUUUCCAAUUUGCCAUCAUCAAAGAACAUUCCCAUCACCAAGAGACCGCCUCACCUUCGCAGUUUGUACACGUGUUUGUUUCCGAAGUUAAUCUUGUUGAAAAUGAGGCAUCCCCCCCCCCCCCCCUCCCCGAAAAUACUGCAGCUCGAGCGUUCCCGGCCUUCAUGGCUUGGGGAGGGGGGUGGGGGGGUGCUCUCCAAAUGACCAAGUGUCGAUGUCGAGUCGAUACCGCGCAUAAAACGUCUUCACUGGAAUGAGGAGGAUUGAAGGACAUGAAUGACUUCCUCGCCGCGUGUGUGUGUUCGAGUGGCGCUGAUGCGUGAGUGUCUUACAUCUCCGUGCGGUAUUCUUAUCUGGGAUGGGUUUUUUUGUUGUUGUGUGUGUUUAUUUUCACGAGCAAGGUAUUUAUUGUGGAUCCUCAGAGCGCCCAAGUUGAGCAAACGGACGCGGCGAGCUGGUGACCUUGCAGGUAUCCAACGAACCGGCUCGGACAUGCAAUCAAACCUCGAGGAAACUACUAGUAGCCUAGUUUAGCACUGUUGAUGAUUAGAAAAGUUUAAUUGCGUCCUAGUAGGCCAAAAGUGGCAGUAGUAGGGGCGCUUAUCUUUCUACAAGUAUGCCAAAAUUGUCUUGAGUGAAAACAUAGACUGUACUAGUACAUGGAUAUCAAGGACGUUGAAAAAAAUACACUAUGGGCAGCCCGAAACAAGCGAGCUAUUUUUAAAAGCAAUCUAAUUGGAAAUGGUACCAAAAAAAAUGACACCAUGAUCCGUUCACGCUGGUAAUUAACACCGCCAAAUAGCUGCAGAACUCAUUUUAAAUUCUUAUUUUGCCGAGAUGAUUUUUUUCAUCGCGUAUUGGCGGUGUCGUCCUGCUCUUCACACCUCCCUCUGUAGAAUGUUAUUAGUAAAAUCAGGGCCGCCGGCGUUAGCGUUUAGCAUUAGCAUGGCUGGAGACCUGUGACGUCACCUGCUCAGGUCCAUCACACGUGAUUGACGGCGAGCGGAUGAAACCGCGCAAUUACCUGUCAUACUUUGAAGGAGGGCACUUUUUUUUUUAAACAACUGCUGUCAAAAAUAAUCACCUCGCAGUUUAUUGUUGCUUUGUUUGCAUUACGGGCCCGCGUUUUUUGAGUGCUUCAUGUUAUCGACUGUUUUUACCUCAUUGCAGUAAAUAUUCUUUACAGAC